This is a messenger RNA of Fonsecaea erecta, 1902 nucleotides long. RefSeq lists its product as hypothetical. NCBI's taxonomy places the organism in Eukaryota, Fungi, Ascomycota, Eurotiomycetes, Chaetothyriales, Herpotrichiellaceae. The record is from RefSeq and is a predicted model, not a curated record. The coding region runs from base 1 to 1902 and encodes 633 amino acids. The transcript has a single exon.
AUGGCAUAUCCCAUCGACUCUUCUGCGAGUGACAAUUGGGUCGUUGGUAUUCAGGGACAAGCAGGAGACCAAAAUGCUCCUCCCUUCAAGAAAGAUUACCCUUCUUAUUUCGACAUCUCUCCCCGAUCUGAUGGCUUGCCUCAUAGCACCUCCACGAUCGACAUCAGCCCUGGGAUGCAGUUUCAGCAAGAUUCUCAUACUACCACACGACGUCCAUAUUUCCGGUUCUACUCAGACUUCGAUGCUCUCCACAAGAAGCUAUACAACCAUGCCAUCAUAGUAGCCCGACCUACUGCUAGUGCGUCAGCUUCAGGACUGCAAUAUCCUCCCUCUGCAGUUACGAACCCCGCCAAACCAGGUACUGGUCGAUCUGCAGAACUGUCUUCUCUUCGUUCAUCACGACGUUCCUCGGGAGGAUCCACGAAGACUUCGCCAUGGGAGUCACAUCCGGCAAAAGAGAAUCAUCCCUACCCCCGCCAUCGACCAAGGCUGAGGCGUGUCAUGGCGACCAGUCCUGCCUGGAGUACCAGCACCGACGGCAGAAAGACCUCUGCAGAUUCCGCACAACGAUUGUCUCCAGCCGCAUCCGAGGCGCAGACAAGCGCUGGCGACAUCAUUGUUGUCCGAACAGACCAGACGCCUCUAAGACCGCCGUCCAGGAGUUUUCCUGCUACCGAAAUGUCCACACCCAGCUCCAUAAAGGUGGAGACAGAGUUCUUGGGUCACAAUGAUAAUGGCAUAUCACAAUCGAAGACUCACUCUUCGGAAGAGCAAGGUCAUACAUCUUCACGCAGGAGUUCAGUCAAUCCCAAAGCAAUCCUAAUUCAUCCGUUCCAUUAUAUUCGCUAUGCCAGCCUGCCCAGACGCACAAAGAUGCCAACCACAGCCAAGGCUGCCCAACAGACUCCGAUUGCACGGGAUACGCGAAUGGCAGACCAUACCAGCCAGCUCAAGAGGAAUUAUACGUCGGAAGCACUGCAACGUGUGACGGGCAUCUUGCAGGAGAUAAAGCAGGCACCUCAGAGCUCGCUGUGGCCGCCCCAGGUCAUUAAGCCGUUGAGAUGGAGGACAUUCUCAGAUAAGUCGCUUUUACAGCAAACAAAAAGCGAGCCGCGGGUCGUGCAGGGUAUCAUAUCUGAAAUCGGCAACAGUCACAAAGGCAGCGGGGAAUUACUCUCCGGCCUGCAAUCAUAUACCUCCAGCCAGAGAGACUUGCGAAUGGGCAUCGUGCCCACGAACACUCCAGAUGAAACGGCCACGUACAAGGUGAAAAGAAGCCUAAGCGCCGAGACCGAGGAAUUCUUGAGGGUCGACAUCAGCAUUAGAGGGGGUACCAGUUAUCUACCGAGCGAGGCUCGUCGAAUACACACGCCACCCCUCCCGGAAGAAGGAGUGGAUGGACGUUGGAGGGGCUUUUUCUUCGACUACAACGCGCCUGGGCGAUCUGUCUCUCUACGGCGAACGGAUAGCCUUGAAGGUGGAGUGGACAGCGUGAGCACCAGUCAGGGCAGCAACGCAACCUCAGGCCACAGCCGAACCACACGAGCCAGCAAGAAGCCAGAGAGGACCAAGAGCAAGAAUAAGCGGAUUCUGACCGGGGACUGGUACGAUGCCAAGCUGGCAGAAGUCGACAUGGGCAUCGAGGCCGACCAAGGGGAGAUGAACAACGCCAAAGAAGGCGACAGAAGAGUCAAUUCGCCCGGGCGUCUGUCCAAGAUCCGCAAGAUCCUGCACGACGCCGAGCAAUUCGAUCUGACGAUCCCGGAGCAUCUGCCCAGCAGCCCGCUGUGUCCACGACACCCCCGAUAUUGGCGCGUUGUCAGGGGGCGAGGCAGCCAAUUCAGGGGCUGUUGGAUGCACGGUGUGGGUGGGUUUGAAACAGAUUCCGAGCACAGCGAUUAG